CAGUCGAUAGGAACACGUAUGCUAACCUCAAAACUGAGGUUAAUUUUGCGGUUUUCUUUUCAUACUAAAUAAUGAAUUUCAUGCACACUAGAAACGAAUAAGAAACAAGAACAUUGUCUAUUAGAUGUUGAACAUGAACCUGUUUUGUACAAUACCAGAGAAUGUGGGAAAACCUUUACAAAGAAUCGAUUUCAACUCUCGAUAUCAGGAGUACAACCGCCUUCCUUGCAUCUCUCAUCUCGACGACGACAUUAUUGGAAAUAGUAAUAACAAUCCACCAUCCAGUGUUGCAGUUCGAUGGCAUCUUGGGGCGCAGUUGAUUCUGUUUGUCUCAAUGCUAACUUCUGUUGGUAUCGGAAUUUUUGUUUUUGUGCUAUCCCUCUCAGGAAACAGCAAUACAGCUUUUGGUUUUGCCUUCGAUACUCUUUUGGACACAGCAACAUCCAUGAUCGUUUUCUGGCGAUUUUAUGGUUCAGGUGGCUUGGAGGAUAAUUGGGAUAGGGAAAAACAGGCCUGCAUAGGAAUCAGCGUUUGUUUCAUUAUUUCUUCUUUUGGCAUAUUCUCACGUACGAUGUACAAACUUUUACAAGACGAGAUGCCAGAAAAGACACCUGGACUGUUGAUUAUAUCCUGUCUUAGCUGUGUUGCUUUUGCAGUGAUUUCCUGGUUCAAAUUUGCCAUUGGCAAUGCAAUACGUAGCAUAUCCAUGAGAACGGACGCAUUCAACUCGGCAACAACGUCCAUAAUGGCCCUAGGUUUAUUGGCAAGCACGUUUGCUCAACAUCAGAAUGAACAAGUCUGGUUCCUUGAUUCCAUCAUCGCCAUAGUAAUAGCACUCGUCAUCUUUGUUUAUGGAUUGAGACUGUUAACAGAUCUUCUUGUUGGCAACAGAAAAGAAUGGACAUUUAUCGACUAAAGAUCGCCAUAAAUAGUACAUGUUGGGUAAUUGCCAUUUGACAUCUUUCAAUUGUGACAAGACAAAACAAUUUUAUUGAACUGGAUUGCGUCAGAGAUGGAUCAGGGGGGAAGGUUCUUUAGUUUGGAUUUGAUCUCGGUGGCUGGUUUGUCGGUGUCGCCGUGCCUUAUACCAUGACUGGGAGGUAUUUUAUGGAAGUGUGCUCCAUCAAAUACAAAUCAAAUUUGUUUUUGUUUUAUAGCUUGACAUAUCAAUGUUUCGUAGGAAAUUGGCAUCCCUUUAGCGCAACUCUAGCCGACGCGCACCUUAGCAAAUGCAUCCUUAUUUCUUGUUAUCAGAAUUCCGUCCACAAGUAAAUAAAAAAAUAUGUUUAUUACAAACUACUUCGUAAUAACUUACAUAAAUUAUCGGUGUUAUAAAAUAGGAUCGAGGCGACACAAUACUUGCCUCAAACAUUGACUUCCACUUGGAAUUAAAAUUGAAUAUAUUAUAUUAAAACAAA
This is a messenger RNA of Xenia sp. Carnegie-2017, 1418 nucleotides long. Its product is annotated as transmembrane protein 163-like. Gene Ontology annotation, molecular function: monoatomic cation transmembrane transporter activity. The record is from RefSeq and is a predicted model, not a curated record. Gene Ontology annotation, biological process: transmembrane transport; monoatomic cation transport. Bases 125 to 916 code for a protein of 263 amino acids. Gene Ontology annotation, cellular component: membrane. The transcript is spliced from 8 exons. Lineage: Eukaryota; Metazoa; Cnidaria; Anthozoa; Malacalcyonacea; Xeniidae.